AUGAGUAACAUCUUAAUAUUUCUAAUACACUUUGCAAUAAUUUCAAAUUUAAAAAAAAAUAUCGCAAUAAAAAAUAGAUUGAAAACUGAAAGAUUGAAUAAAUCGAGUUCUUUUAUACUAAAUCGCAAUUUGUACAAUAACACAUUAACACAUCAUGAAGGUGUAAAAAAGCUUAGUAAAACAGAGAUAAAAUCGCUGAAAAGUGAGAGUGAGCCUCUUAAUUCAGGAAAUCACCAGGAAGUAGCCCUGGAGUCGCAAAAUGGAGGCCUGAAAUCGAUAGUAGACAAUGGAUCGAUAAAGAGCAGCUCACUACGGCACGAGAUUCUGGAUAAGGAGUCGCUGCUGGACGACCUGAUCGUCUCAAACGAAAGAAUACAGGAGGCCCUGGAGGACGCAAGUAAGGAGGAGAUGAGCACACCGAAGCUGGAGUCGUCAGUGCUGAAGAAGGUGGUGGACAAGAGAGACCAAGUGAUCAAGCCGUCAGAUAAGACGCUGAAGAGAAGGUCGAAAGAAACAAUAUAUACGAGGCUGCAGAAUUUCGUAAAGUCGUCAGAACAAAUAUUGUCGAAGCACGGACUGCUGGAAGAAGUGAAGAACUUUGUACACCUGUUACACUGGAACGCAUGGCACACGACCUCAGCAGAGCACGGAAUAGAAUGCAAUUGGACGAACGAUCAAUUUGAAAGAUUCGGCGAUCUGAUAGAAAGAAUAGAUAAGAUAAUAACGGAGGAGCUGAGCUCGUUUUUCCAAAAAACAAGCAACACGGACCAGGAUCUGCUGAGUGACGUGGUGGAGCAGAGAACAAGCUUACUAUUCUCAUGGAACAACAUAUAUAAAAAGGCGAAGUCGCAGGUGGAUAAGUCGGAAUUUUAUAUAUACAGAGAAAGAAUGGAAAACAUGUACGCAUUAUCGUGUAAAGUAAAUAAGAUGAUAAGGAAAAUGACUUCACCACUGACGAGUUACAGAAACUGGCAAAUAUAUAGAAUGAUAACAAACAAAUGGUGUAACAUGAAGAGGAGUCUGAGUAGGAUCAAAAACAGCCUGAUGCAACGGCUGUCGAGAACUAGGAUACUUGGAAGACUUCUCCCUGAACACACUGGAGGAUGGGAGGAAGCGGAAGAAGAGACUAUUAGCAGUAAAAUACACCUGGACAGGCUGAACGUACAGCAUCUGCUAAUGAACCUAUCGCACGAAUACAUGGCAAGACAGCACCUGAGAGACGUGGACAAAAUAGACAGGAAGGCGCUGUACAGUAACUGGAGCACGGGGAGCUGGACGAUGUACUUCGUAGGCUCAGGCUCGAGGCAGCCGACGAGCACGAGGCUGACGUCGACGAUGGCAUUCAGAAGAAGAGAGAAGAUGAGCAGCAUAUGGCUCUUCGACUGCGGAGAAGGGACGAAAAACGCACUGGAGGAGCUGGGACUGAACCCGUGCCAAGUGGAGAGGAUAUUCCUGACGCACCUGCACGGAGACCACUGCUACGGAAUCUUCUCAUUCCUGUACCUGAGGGAGCGGACAAAGCCGCUGGAAAUAUACGGGCCGCCAGGAACGAGGAGGCUGAUCAACGCAAUACACCAGAACACGUCGACGUCAACACACAACCACUUCACAAUACACGAGCUGCUGCCGAAGGCGAACCCGAAGGGGAGUACUCAGAGCCAAGGGUUCAGCAACACAAUGAGCGUCAACACUAAAGCAGGAUACGGGAGUAACAUCAAUUCCAUGGCGAGUAGCAUGAACAGCCUAGGAGCGGCUGGCGGGUACGCCGGAAGCAACAUCGCCACUCACAGCCACGGUCUCACGGCCAGCACGGCCAGCACGGCAGUGGAGGACAUCUACAUAAACGGAGAAGAGUACUACAACGUGUACGAAGAAGAGGGCGUGCAGGUGCUGGGAGCGCCGCUGGAGCACACGAUGCCGACAGUGGGCUACGUGAUACAGAGGAACACGAAGAUGAAUCAGCACCAGCCAGAGAAGAAGAUAGUGAUAUGCCAGGACAGCAGCGACAGCAGUAAGAUGGAAAAGAUCGCGAAGGACGCGGACCUCCUGAUCCACGAGGCGACGCUGAGUCCGACGACGCCAAGAGUUAGCGGGAUCCUGGUGGACCUGCUGAAGCACGACAACGCACUGGUGCUCUGCAAGGGAGCAAUAAGGAACCUGUAUGAGUUCCUGAAGGGGAUCGAAGUUAAGCUGGGCUGCUUCAACUUCACUCUCUCAGCGCUGACGUCAUUCGUUAAGUGCGAGCGCUACUACAUGCUGCAGAAGCUCAACGUGCUCAAAAACUUCAUCGACACGUUCAAGAAGCUGACCAGAGAAGAGGGCGCCGGCGAAGGAAGAGGAAGCCACAGCAAGAAGGAGGCGGAGAAGGAGCUGAAGGAAAAGUGGCUGAACAAAGUCUUCAUAUUCAUGGACAGACUUAACGGACUUAACGAGCUUAACAAGUACGAGUACUUCGUGAGGAGGCUGGAGCACAGGUACAAGCUGAUGGAAAAGCUGUGCGAGGUGCUGCCGACGCUGGACCUUAACGGCGUGAUAGAAAGGUCCUCGCGGAGCUUCGUGCUCUCGAGAAUGGUCCACGGCCACAACCCGAUCAACGAGGCCUACGAAAAGUACGACCUGAGGAACAAGCACGAAGAAGGGCACGCGUCGGAAGUCCUGGAGUACCUCAACACGAUAUCGGAGGACAUAUUCGAGUACUGGAGAGAGAUACUGCAAAUACGGAGUUCCACGAAGACAGAGAGCACAGGCGCGGACUCACUGGAUAAUAACUGGACACUGUUGUACAAUAGGAUAAUCGCCAGCUUUGGACACUCGACACCUAACAUGGCGGGAAGGUUCGCGAGCGAAAUCAACGCCAAAAAGUUAAUACUCACGCAUUUCUCAAACAAAUAUCCUGGAGAUGAAAAGUUUGAAAACAUCCUUACUAUGAUACGAAUGGAGAAUGAAGCAAGGUAA
Molecule: messenger RNA, 2955 nt
Organism: Theileria orientalis strain Shintoku
Lineage: Eukaryota; Apicomplexa; Aconoidasida; Piroplasmida; Theileriidae
Exons: 5
Coding region: 1-2955 (984 amino acids)
Cellular component (GO): nucleus
Molecular function (GO): 3'-tRNA processing endoribonuclease activity
Source: RefSeq, a predicted model, not a curated record